Messenger RNA from Pichia membranifaciens NRRL Y-2026, 1131 nucleotides. RefSeq lists its product as hypothetical. Gene Ontology annotation, cellular component: endomembrane system; Golgi membrane; SNARE complex. The transcript is spliced from 3 exons. The record is from RefSeq and is a predicted model, not a curated record. Gene Ontology annotation, biological process: intracellular protein transport; vesicle fusion; endoplasmic reticulum to Golgi vesicle-mediated transport. Gene Ontology annotation, molecular function: SNARE binding; SNAP receptor activity. NCBI's taxonomy places the organism in Eukaryota, Fungi, Ascomycota, Pichiomycetes, Pichiales, Pichiaceae. The coding region runs from base 1 to 1014 and encodes 337 amino acids.
AUGGAAGUAUAUACCGCAAAUAGCAUACAGGAUCGAACCUUUGAGUUCCAGCAGGCGGUCAACACAUUUUCUAGACAAGAGAAGGCCCACCACAAAGAAGCAUCAUCUGGUAAGGGUAAUUCUGGUGGUAAGACUGAGUUUAAUAAACAAGCUGGACAGAUUGCCAAGGAAAUCAUACGUGUUACUGGAGCGUUAUCUAAGUUGGCACAGUUGACCAAAAGGAAACAGCUUUUUGGCGAUAAGCCCACCGAUAUUGUUGAGCUCACGUAUAUAAUCAAGCAAGACAUUUUUAGAAUAGAAAAAGAGCUCAAAUCAUUGAAGUCGUUGCAGGUCUCGGGACACCGUGGUAAGAGCAACAGCGGCAGUGAUGCGCAGUUGAACAUGUACAAUAAAAAUGUCGUGCAGCUUUUGAACACCAAGACUAAAAACAUAAGUGAAAACUUCAAAGAUGUGUUACAAACCAGACAACGGACAGAAAUGCUACAACGCAGCAGACAAGAACAAUUACUAGCUGCGGUCAAGAGCAUAAGGGCUGCAGCUAAGAACAUGGCUGGAUCUGUAGGUUCUCCUGGAGUGGGCACCUCGGAAAACCCAUUCUUGGCCAGUCUGGACCUGGGAACAGCAGCUGCUUCUGGCCCGGGGGCUGCAAGCGAUGCAAACCACGAUGACUACGGAGGCGCUAUGUUGAGUUUGCCCGACCAAUCCCAGCAACUUCUCUUGCUGGAGGAACAGAACAACGAAUACAUACAAGAGAGAAGCAACGCGGUGGAUGCCAUCGAAUCCACAAUCAACGAAGUCGGUGGACUGUUCCAACAGUUGGCGACCAUGGUUCAAGAACAAGGCGAGGUGAUCCAGCGAAUCGACACCAAUGUCGAAGACGUGAGUCUCAAUAUCGGCGGCGCCCAAAGAGAGCUCAUGAAGUACUACCACAACGUCAGCAGCAACCGUUGGUUGAUGUUGAAGAUCUUCGGUGUCUUGAUUGUGUUUUUCCUCAUGUGGGUUCUUAUUAGCUGAACGUAUUUCUGAUCUUACGCCAAUGUGUAAAACUGACAGAAGCAUCCGCUUCUGUGUGUAUCUAUGUACAAGGAGACAUAAGUCUCAAAUGCGGAAAAAACAUGUUAAAGACGAUCG